Oncorhynchus nerka (sockeye salmon) is the source of this 687-nucleotide messenger RNA. RefSeq names its product guanine nucleotide exchange factor subunit RIC1-like. The transcript has a single exon. The annotation marks the transcript as partial. The record is from RefSeq and is a predicted model, not a curated record. Lineage: Eukaryota; Metazoa; Chordata; Actinopteri; Salmoniformes; Salmonidae.
CCAUCCAUCGUUCCAUCCAUCCGUCGUUCCAUCCAUCCAUCGUUCCAUCCAUCCAUCGUUCCAUCCAUCCAUCGUUCCAUCCAUCCAUCGUUCCAGCCAUCCAUCGUUCGUUCCUUCCAUCCAUCCAUCGUUCCAUCCAUCCAUCGUUCCAUCCAUCCAUCCAUCCAUCCAUCGUUCCAUCCAUCCAUCAUCCAUCCAUCCAUCGUUCCUUCCAUCCAUCCAUCCAUCCAUCCAUCGUUCCAUCCAUCCAUCCAUCCAUCCAUCGUUCCAUCCAUCCAUCCAUCCAUCAUUCCAUCCAUCCAUCCAUCCAUCCAUCGUUCCAUCCAUCCAUCAUCCAUCCAUCCAUCGUUCCUUCCAUCCAUCCACCCAUCCAUCCAUCGUUCCAUCCAUCCAUCCAUCGUUCCAUCCAUCCAUCCAUCGUUCCAUCCAUUCAUCCAUCCAUCAUUCCAUCCAUCCAUCCAUCCAUCCAUCGUUCCAUCCAUCCAUCCAUCCAUCGUUCGUUCCUUCCAUCCAUCCAUACAUCCAUCGUUCCAUCCAUCCAUCCAUCCAUCGUUCCAUCCAUCCAUCCAUCCAUCGUUCGUUCCUUCCAUCCAUCCAUCGUUCCAUCCAUCCAUCCAUCGUUCCAUCCAUCCAUCCAUCGUUCCAUCCAUCCAUCGAUCCAUCGUUCCAUCCAUCCAUCGUUCCAUC